Drosophila busckii is the source of this 432-nucleotide messenger RNA. RefSeq names its product ficolin-1. NCBI's taxonomy places the organism in Eukaryota, Metazoa, Arthropoda, Insecta, Diptera, Drosophilidae. Bases 1 to 432 code for a protein of 143 amino acids. The transcript has a single exon. The record is from RefSeq and is a predicted model, not a curated record.
AUGGAAUUGCCUGAUAUCAAGCCCUUCUUGGUUACCUAUAAUGAUAAUAUAGCGGGACCGGGCUGGAUUGUUAUGCUACGUCGGGUUGAUGGCAGUGUGGACUUUGAGAAGGACAUGAGCAGCUAUGUUGAGGGAUUUGGUGAAAUACAACGAGAUUUUUGGCUUGGACUGGACAAACUGCAUAGACUAACAGUAAAUCAGCGACAUGAGCUAUAUAUUCACAUUGUUGAUUAUGAAGACGAGACCCAUUUCGCCAGAUAUGACCACUUUAUUGUCGGAUCAAAAGAUGAAGAGUAUCGUCUGAAGUCUCUUGGCAAAUAUUUUGGCAAUGCUGGCGAUAUGAUGCGUAUUAGCGAAAAGAUGAGUUUCUGGGUUUGUCCAAAAUUCAAAAAUGGUUGGUGGGACUUACAGAAAGGCAUACCACACGGGUAA